CAAUCAAACCCAACCCAACCCAACCCAACCCAUUUGCCAGACUCCUCCAUCGUCGGUUGGUUCUACGCCUCUCUCUCUCUCUCUCUCCAUCUUCAGGAAGGCAUUUGAGCAGCUGAUCCAGAGCUUGCUUCCCGAUUUUGGCGGAGCUAUGAAUGGUUGUUUUCUAACAAGAAUGGCUUGAUUUUUGGACUUUCUUCCUUCGGAUCUACCUUCAUACUUACUGUCCAAAGUUAGUUUCAGUGCUUUCCCGUGAAUUGUUGUCAUCUCUCAUCCGAUGAGGAGUCUGGAUCCAUCUUGUUGGCUCUGGAUCUCUGCAGCAUCUCUCUUCCUGGCCUCCGUGCUACAUUUAAUCUCAGCUGCGGAUUAUAAUCCAACGGAUAGAAUUCUCCUAAACUGUGGGGCGUCCCCUCAAACUACUGAUACUGAUGGCCGCAAAUGGACCUCCGAUAUUGGGUCAAAGUUCGCAUCUGCAGGUGGGAGUUCCUCAACAUCUACUGCUGCCACCCAAGAUCCUUCUGUUCCCGAAGUCCCUUACAUGACCGCUCGGAUUCUCCAAUCUGAGUACACCUAUAGUUUUCCUGUGGCCUCUGGUCGUAAAUUUGUCCGGCUCUACUUCUAUCCCGCUUCUUACUCGGGGCGAAAUGCCUCAAAUGCCAUCUUUUCGGUUGCUGCUGGCCCAUAUACCCUUCUCAAAAACUUCAGUGCUGCCCAAACAACUGCAGCUCUCAACUUUGCUUUUAUUGUGAAAGAGUAUUCUGUCAACGUGCCGGAUGAUAUCUUGAACAUAACUCUCAAACCUUCUCCAACUCCAAAUUCUUAUGCUUUCAUCAAUGGAAUUGAGGUUGUAUCAAUGCCUGACAUUUACAAUACUGUCGAUGGUUCUGCAUUGCUUGUUGGGCAACCUACAACAUUUCUUAUAGAUAACACUACUGCUCUUGAAAAUGUUUACCGGUUGAAUGUGGGUGGAAAAGACAUUUCUCCCUCAGGUGAUACUGGGAUGUUUAGGUCCUGGUACGAUGAUUCGCCUUACCUUUUUGGUGCAGCAUAUGGGGUUACUGGAGGUAUUAGUCCAAACGUGACAAUUGAGUACCCUUCGAGUAUGCCUACUUACAUUGCACCAGUUGAUGUGUAUUCCACUGCUAGAUCAAUGGGUCCAGACCAGAGCGUCAACCGGAAUUAUAAUUUAAGUUGGAUCUUCACUGUGGACUCGGGAUUCUUUUACUUGGUUAGGCUGCAUUUCUGUGAGAUUGAAGGAAACAUAACAAAAAUUAAUCAGGUAGUAUUCGACAUCUUCAUUAAUAACCAAACUGCUCAGAGUGCAGCAGAUGUGAUUGCCUGGGCAGGACAUAAUGGAGUUCCAUUUUAUAAGGAUUUCGUCGUCCAGGUUCCUUCCGGGGCUCCACAACAGGAUCUUUGGCUUGCUUUGCAUCCGAACGUUGCCUCAAAGUCCCAGUAUUAUGAUGCACUUUUGAAUGGAGUGGAGAUAUUUAAAGCAAAUGAUACUUCUGGAAAUCUUGGCGGUCCUAAUCCAGUUCCAGCUCCAAAACAAGACAAAAUUGACCCUUCCGAGGCUUUUCACCCCUCAAGGUCAAGUCAGUCUAAUGGUCAGAAGGCAAUCAUUGGUGGAAGUGUUGGCGGUGGCAUUGCGUUGGUCAUUCUUGUUGGUUUAUUAGUUUGUGCUGUUUCUCGUCGCCGGAUACAGGGGAAGUACUCAAGUCCAAGUGAUGGGCCAUCUGGGUGGCUCCCUCUUUCUUUAUAUGGACAUUCACACUCCGCUGGCUCUGCAAAGACUAACACCACAGGGAGCUAUGCCUCCUCCCUCCCAUCAAACCUUUGCCGCCACUUUUCAUUUGCUGAAAUCAAGGCUGCCACGAACAAUUUUGAUGAAGCUCUACUCCUUGGGGUGGGAGGUUUUGGCAAAGUUUACAAGGGAGAAAUCGAUGGUGGAACAACUAAGGUUGCAAUUAAGCGUGGGAAUCCCCUCGCUGAACAAGGUGUUCAUGAAUUCCAAACUGAAAUAGAAAUGCUCUCGAAGCUUCGGCACCGUCACCUUGUUUCGCUGAUUGGUUAUUGUGAAGAGAAUUGCGAAAUGAUCCUUGUCUAUGAUUACAUGGCUCAUGGAACCCUUAGAGAGCAUUUAUACAAGACCAAUAAGCCUCCCUUGCCAUGGAAACAGAGGCUUGAGAUAUGCAUUGGAGCUGCUCGUGGAUUACAUUACCUUCACACUGGCGCCAAGCACACUAUCAUCCACCGGGAUGUUAAGACAACUAACAUCCUAUUAGACGAGAAGUGGGUGGCCAAGGUUUCUGAUUUUGGAUUGUCAAAGACAGGUCCUACAUUGGAUCACACUCAUGUCAGCACUGUUGUAAAGGGUAGCUUUGGGUACUUGGAUCCUGAGUACUUCAGGAGACAGCAGCUGACUGAAAAAUCUGAUGUUUACUCGUUUGGGGUGGUACUCUUUGAGAUCUUGUGUGCUCGGCCAGCUUUGAACCCAACGCUUCCAAAGGAACAGGUGAGUUUGGCAGAGUGGGCUUUACAUUGCCAGAAGAAGGGAAUUCUUGAUCAGAUUAGUGACCCAUAUCUGAAGGGGAAGAUAGCACCCGAGUGCUUCAAAAAGUUUGCUGAGACUGCAAUGAAGUGUGUGGCAGAUCAGGGAAUUGAUAGGCCAUCAAUGGGUGAUGUGCUGUGGAACCUUGAGUUUGCUCUACAACUGCAGGAGAGUGCAGAGGAGACUGGCAAGGGCCUUGGUGGAGUGGACAUUGAGGAAGGAUUUGAUGUAGCCUGCAAAGGGAAGAAGGAUCCAGAUGCAUCUCCUGGUUUUGAUGGUAACGUGACGGAUUCAAGGAGCAGCGGGAUGUCUAUGAGCAUAGGCGGCCGGAGCCUAGCCAGUGAAGAUUCUGAUGGAUUGACACCCAGUGCUGUAUUCUCACAGAUUAUGAACCCAAAAGGACGUUGAGAUCAAAAACUGAAGUGUUUCUGGCUGGAUGCUGAUUUCUACUGAAGGCAGUGUGCUUUGCGAUGUUUGUCAACCACCGAAGUAAAUUUUCUUAAUGUUUCUUCUCUUGCGCAUUUACUUGCCGUUUAUCAUUUUGGGGUCGUUAUAUAUGUUUUGGUCAAAACCACGGUAAGAAAUAUAUCUGGAAUUACACGAAGGGUGUGAAAAUAAUUUAUUGUAAUUGGUAUUUUAUUUAGAUGCUAUUUAUUCA
Diospyros lotus (date-plum) is the source of this 3206-nucleotide messenger RNA. Its product is annotated as receptor-like protein kinase FERONIA. The transcript has 2 exons. Gene Ontology annotation, biological process: protein phosphorylation. Bases 275 to 2956 code for a protein of 893 amino acids. Lineage: Eukaryota; Viridiplantae; Streptophyta; Magnoliopsida; Ericales; Ebenaceae. Gene Ontology annotation, molecular function: ATP binding; protein kinase activity. The record is from RefSeq and is a predicted model, not a curated record.